UCAAAUUUGGAUCCAAAAUCAGCUAGUACUGACUAUGGAUUGAUUCACUUGAUCAUAUAAUGAAUAUGGGUAUACCCUAAAUAUCUCUCAUUUUCAUACUCUCCUCCAAUUCCAAACCCUAUCCGAUCUGAAUCUAUUGUUGGCUCUAUCAAUGGACAUCCAGACUGAUGAUGAUCCUACAGAUGUAGAGAGAAAGCGGGGCAAGACAAUUCAACAAGCAUCCACAGUGGACAACAACGACGAUGACUGUGAUUCUAUCAAUCUCGCAGCCUCCCUGCCAGAAAUCAUUACCGAAAUCCUAAUCAAACUUCCAGUCAAAACCCUCCUCCAAUUUAAGUCUGUCUGCAAAUCCUGGCGUGUUUUGAUAUCCGAUCCUGUAUUCUGUAAGGCCCAUCUGAAAGCUUCCAUCCAAAACAAUGAUUAUGCACACCAUAGACUUAUUAUGAGCUCAGUUCGUCCUCAUUUUGAUGUGAAAUCAUGUUCUUUGUCAUCUGUUUUGCAUGGAGAAUCUCCUAUUAGUAUACAUGCUCUCGAUUAUCCAAUGAAACACCCACACCGAUCUGUUUGGAUUGUGGGUUCUGUGAAUGGGUUGGUUUGUAUUGCUAUAGAUGAAGCUGAUGUAUUUUUAUGGAACCCAUCUACUAGGAAAUCUAAGAGACUACCUCAUUCCGGUGUUAGAAAGCGUAGAGGUCAAUACACUAUAUAUGGGUUUGGCUAUGAUGAAUCUAGUUUUGAGUAUAAGGUGGUGGUUAUUUACUGUGUAGUAGGUAACCAAGGCUCUUACGAAACUGAAGUGAAGAUUUAUGGGUUAAAGAGUGAUUCAUGGAGGAGUAUUGGGGAUUUCACUAAAGGCACUCCUUUGGAUGAUUCGGGAAAGUUUGUAAGUGGUUCACUUCACUGGGCAGCAAGUAGUGAAAUGGGGCUAAACUAUUCUUGGAAUAUAGUCUCUUUUGAUUUGGCGAAAGAAACCUAUUCUGAAAUCUCGCAACCCUAUUAUGGAGAGGGGGUUUCGGAUUCAAUGCUAGGUGUUUUAAAUGGAUGCCUAGGUCUGCUAUGUAACUUUGGAGGGAUAAAAGCUGAUGUAUGGGUGAUGAAGGAGCAUGGAAAAGUAGAGUCUUGGUCUAAGUUGUUUUCAAUACCUUAUCUAAAUGAGCCAGAGACUUUCCAGUAUUCUGCACCCUUGUUUAUUUCCAGGAAGAAUGAAGUGCUUUUGGUGUUUGGAUCGCGAUUGGUGUUGUAUAACAUUGAGAGCAAUAUCGUUAGUUAUCCUGUAGUUCAAAAUUUCAGCUAUUGCCUUGAAGUAGACACUUAUAUUGAGAGCCUGGUCUCGCCAUAUCCUGAAUUUCUGCAAUAGAUCAGUUCUUGUUUAGAUGAUGAUCAUGGGUACUUGGAUACUUUAGGGGUGAGUAAACCAUUGUUUGAUCCGUGAAUUAAUCUAAUCAGUUGUAUUCUAAGUUUCUAACCCAUAUGAACCCAAAUAAUUGAAAUAGGCAUAAGAGGUGGAAGGGAUGGGGAUUAUUGCUCACCCCUGGAUAGAUACUACUUUUAUAUUUUCUUUCGCCAAUUUUAUAUGUUGAAAUCCCAAAUAAUCUGGUAUUUUUUAUUUCUAUAGAUCAUAAUGUUUUGCUGCUUACUGUCAAAUUGUAGCAAAUUGACUUGGUUUUUUUCAGCUAAAGAAGGGUCUCUACUUCUCCUUGUGACAUUUAUUAUAGACUAAUUUGCAACACUUAUUACAUAUAAUAGAUGAGUUAAGCUCAUGAAAGCUCACAAAAUGGGUUUUUUCUUAUUUGUAGGUCUAUUCAUUCAUAAACAAAUAAGAAGUGUUAUUUGUAAAUGAUUUCAUUCCAAAUCUUUUGCUUGGUUUUAGCUCAAAAUCAAUAUCAGUUGGCUUAAAAGAAGUAUGAUUCAUCAUGGAUAGUAGUAUGAUCUUAAAAUUCUUAUUUUAUCUGUAAUGAUUUUCGCUUACACUAUGUGUGGCGUUCUUUUGACCACGCAGAAGAGUGAAUGUUGAAUAAAGUUCGGAUCUAAUGAAGAAGGAGAUAUGAAGAAGGAGAAGAAGACAAGUGAAGAUGAAUCAGCAU
Molecule: messenger RNA, 2081 nt
Organism: Impatiens glandulifera
Lineage: Eukaryota; Viridiplantae; Streptophyta; Magnoliopsida; Ericales; Balsaminaceae
Product: F-box/kelch-repeat protein At3g23880-like
Exons: 2
Coding region: 152-1354 (400 amino acids)
Molecular function (GO): protein binding
Source: RefSeq, a predicted model, not a curated record